Messenger RNA from Rotaria sp. Silwood1, 651 nucleotides. NCBI's taxonomy places the organism in Eukaryota, Metazoa, Rotifera, Eurotatoria, Philodinida, Philodinidae. The record is from the annotation of a GenBank genome assembly.
AGAAGCUAUAUCAUAUAAAAAUGCUAUAUAUCAACAUGAAAUAAUACAUGUACGUCAAUGAUAUACAGAAGAACAUAAAAAUUGGAUGAUUAUUAAUGCUAAAAAUAAUAAAUGUUUUAUUUGGGAUAAAAUAUUACAAGAAACAUCAAAUGUAACAAAAAAAAAUUCAAAAUUAUCUUGAAAAAAAAUCAUUAAAUAAAGCAGCUAGUAUUUCUGAUUUAUGUAUUUCACCACAAGAAUUAAUAAAUCGUUUGGGAGAAUAUGAACAUUAUUGUCCAGUAUCAUUAACAUUACGUAAUGAACUUGUUGAUUGUUCAGCUACAACAAGAACUGAUUAUGUUGCCGAAUAUCGAGGACGAUAUUAUCGUAUGGCUGGACCAAAAGAACUUCAACAAUUUUUGGAUGAUCCAGAACGUUUUGCUCCAAUUGAACCUCGUAAAAUAUUACCAGCACCAAAUCGUCGACCACAUCGACAAACUGAAGCAGAAACAAAAGCAAUAUAUGAAUGUCUUGUACUUGGACAACAAGAAUUUGCUGUUGAAUAUCGUGAUAAAUUAUAUUUUCUAUUAAAUGAAGGAGCACCAGAAAAAUUUAUGAGACAACUAGAAAAAUAUUGGAAUAUUCGAUUACCAAAUAAACUUCCUCCACCAA